Phaeoacremonium minimum UCRPA7 is the source of this 909-nucleotide messenger RNA. Its product is annotated as putative glycosyltransferase family 2 protein. The transcript has a single exon. Bases 1 to 909 code for a protein of 302 amino acids. The record is from RefSeq and is a predicted model, not a curated record. NCBI's taxonomy places the organism in Eukaryota, Fungi, Ascomycota, Sordariomycetes, Togniniales, Togniniaceae.
AUGACUGAUGGCAAAUCCAGGGCUCAUAGAUAUGUUCGUCUGAUUGUGCACUGUAUCAGCCAUUGGAUAUACAAGUCGAAGGCUAUCCCCGCCAAUCCAACGUUCACAGCCAAGGAUGUCACAGUUGUGAUCCCCACCAUUCACAAUGCCUUUGAGGAGCUCCGUCCUUCACUCCAGAGCAUCCUUGCCUGCAAGCCCUACGAGUUGAUUCUUGUGACCACUUCUGGUAAAGUUGAUGCCUUGAACAAACUGGCCAAGUCUCUGGAUUUCCCCCGAAUCCGAGUUCUCAGCACCUCGAUCGCGAAUAAGCGGUUGCAGGUUUGCGCCGCUCUUCCGGAGGUGACCACAAAAAUCACCAUCAUGGCGGACGACGAUGUCACCUGGCCAAAGACUCUCAUUCCGUGGAUUCUGGCUCCGUUUGAGGAUCCCAAGCAUGGUCCCAAGAUAGGUGGUGUGGGAACCUGUCAGCGAGUGAGACGAGAGUGGGGCGCUCCUUGGAAGACCAGGAUCUUCAACUGGUUGGGAGCCGCUUACAUUGAGCGCAGAAACUUCGAGAUCUCGGCCACUCACAACAUCGACGGCGGCACAUCUUGUAUGUCUGGACGCACUGGAGCCUACCGUUCGGAGAUCCUUCAGAGCGCCGAGUUCCUUGAUGGCUUCCAGAAGGAACGUUGGGGCAAAUACAUCCUCAAUGCUGAUGACGACAACUUCGUUACUCGUUGGCUAGUGAGCCACCAGUGGAAGACGUGGAUCCAAUACAACCGCGAGUGUGAGAUCGAGACGACUCUGGAGAAUGGCAUGAAAUUCCUCUAUCAAUGCUCUCGAUGGGCGAGGAGCAACUGGCGAAGCAACUUUACAAGCUUCUUCGUAGAACGCUACGUCUGGCGGUAUGUGUCCAACAGAGCAUAG